Cordyceps militaris CM01 is the source of this 1326-nucleotide messenger RNA. Its product is annotated as PHD finger domain protein. The record is from RefSeq and is a predicted model, not a curated record. The transcript has a single exon. Gene Ontology annotation, cellular component: nucleus; Rpd3L-Expanded complex; Rpd3L complex. The coding region runs from base 1 to 1326 and encodes 441 amino acids. Lineage: Eukaryota; Fungi; Ascomycota; Sordariomycetes; Hypocreales; Cordycipitaceae. Gene Ontology annotation, biological process: regulation of DNA-templated transcription.
AUGCCUAGAGACGACCUCUCCAUCGACUUCGUCAAGAGGAUGCCUCAAGUCGAGCCCCUCGAUCCGAGUUUAAUACUCGAUGAUUGGAUCAACCGCGUUCAAAAUCUCCCCGAGGAGAUUCGGUUUAUGCAAGACGAAAUUGCCGAUAAAGACCGACAGUACAGCGAAUGCGUCCGCAUGAUCGAAGACCGCGAUGCCAAGAUUCAAAAAUGGAUCAAAACCAAUGGCAGCCAUGAACCGAACCCUCGAGAGGAUUUGUUGCGCUCCCAAAUCCGCGAACAUUAUGCCAAAGCCGAUCGUCUUGCUCAGGAGAAAAUUGAUAUGGCACGCAAGCUGCAAGCCACCAUGGACAAGCAUCUGCGCAGUCUUGAUAUACAAAUAAAACUGUUAUACGACCGAGCUGAGCCAGGUUUUACCGAUCCCGAUGAGGUCCCAUCUCUGCUGCGUCCCAGUGCAGCCAACAUUGCCGCUCCUUCAAUCCGCACAAGCAACCCUUCCAGCAUGACCGCUGGUCCGGCUCUUGCUCCCGUCAAUACUGGCUCUAAUCCUGCAUUGGCUCGACUACCCACGCAUCCACACAUUCGUCAAGCCCAGGCACCGCAACAGCAGCAGCAAACAAAUCAGCCGCAUGCUGCUUCUGCACCAGCAACUCCUGCUGCGAGCAUGAUUAUGAACAGGCAUAGAGAGGGCUCUGCGGGACCAGCCACGAAGCGCGGGCCCAGGGCAGCUCCAGGAACAGGCACCGCUCCCGCCACCUCGAGUGGGCUUGCGCGGCAUUCAUCUCUGGGCCCAGGAACGCCGAAAAAUGGCACUGCGACUGGGCCUAAUGGGGCUGUCAGAGCUGGUAGUGCCGGCCCAAGGGCCACGACAACAAAGUUAGGCAACGGUCCAGGUAGUCGACGAGGCACACCUACCGCGCCCAGUCGCAAGAAGCCUCCACAUAAAUCCAAGCUAUCCCGGGUGAAGAAGCCGUCGGCUAGGAAUUCACCGGCUUCGACGGCAGAUAGUGACCUGUCGGAGGCUGAGAGUGGUAGUGGUGAUGACGCUGCUCGCCGCUCUGGUUCGGCGGCCGAUAGCAAGGACGCCGACGGCGAUACAGCCGUCGGCGACGCAGACGAGGAUGACGAGGAGGAAGAGGAGGAAGGGGGUGAUGACAAGAAGUACUGUUUAUGCCACAAUGUCAGCUAUGGUGACAUGGUCGCAUGUGACAAUGACAACUGCCCUUAUGAGUGGUUUCAUUGGUCCUGUGUUGGACUCAAAAGCGAGCCCAACGGUACUUGGUAUUGUCCCGUGUGCUCAGAGAAGCUGCAGAAAAAAUCCAAAUGA